Trichosporon asahii var. asahii CBS 2479 is the source of this 519-nucleotide messenger RNA. RefSeq lists its product as uncharacterized. The transcript has 3 exons. The record is from RefSeq and is a predicted model, not a curated record. The coding region runs from base 1 to 519 and encodes 172 amino acids. NCBI's taxonomy places the organism in Eukaryota, Fungi, Basidiomycota, Tremellomycetes, Trichosporonales, Trichosporonaceae.
AUGUCCGUGGGACUCUGGCAGACCCCUCUGCCGCCCUCGGUCGCGCGCUCCCGCCUCAUCUCGAACAUUGCCGCGAUCGUCCUGUCCAUCUUUUGCCGCACGUUGUUCUCGCCGUACCUCGCCCUCCGCUCCGUCGUCGUCUCAUUGUUGGACAAGCUCGGUCUGCCCGGCAGCUCCAUCGUUUGGUGGAUCGACCCGCUCGUAUCCCCCGACACCCGACUUCAACGAGACCUCGACGAUGCCGCUGGCUCAGAGCCCGCUGAGCGCCUCGGUGCGAGCGCCGGCGAAGUCGCCCUCGACGCCGCCGGCCUCUUCUACGACCCGGACAGCACUGCGUCCCCCGCAAAGGUCGCGCUUUCCCUCAGCCAGAGGGGCCAGUCCACGCCGACGCAGAAGCCGGCCCAGCCGCAGCCGACCGAGAAGAAGGACGGCUUCGUCCUCGUCGAUCGCGAGGAGAGGGAGUGGGUUGACAAUGUCUGGAAGGGCGUGCGCGGCAAGGCUGGAAGGUUGGGCCUGUGA